CGCGCGACUCGACUGCUGAAGGCGAGUGCUCACUUCUCAGCCGCCGUUGCACUCCUCAACCCAUGGUUCCGACCGCUGCAGUCUCAUCGGUGACGCCGAAAUCCGGCCGCAAGACAGCGCAGGCCAAGAGGGACAAGAAGCGCCACAAAGGUCUGGCAGAGGUGCCAUUGCAGAUCAUAGACAAGCCCGCUGUUCCUCCCAAUGUCGACCCAAAUGAUCUCAUCUCGAUCGAGAAUAUGACCCUUAUUGGUUCAUAUAGCUGGGUUGACUCUGCGGAGCCAACUAUUCUUGUCCCAGGUUCACCACCCGUGUGGCGUAACAGACCUACUCCUUACACGCUAGCACCUGAUAAGAAGAGCUUUGUCUACGAAGACGCAUACAGAAUGCCUAGGUUCCCAAACCUCGCUCGUAUGAGAGCGAUCGACAUCAUGACGAAGGAGAAAGGAAUCCACAUCGACUGGCCGGGCAUCGAUUUCAUCACCGACAGGAACGCAUUGCGGAAGCUGCUGAAGUGGGCUAGUGGGAGCUCAGGGAAGGAGUUCAGGAUUGAUCUUGAGCUCGUCGGAGAGCGAAUGGUCUGUCUGAACAGAUGGGAGCCAAAUAAUCAAGAUGUCAAUCACCGGCGCCAGCCGGGUUAUGGUCACCGAUUCGAGCUCGAGAGCACUCGCGCAGCCCCUGGUUGUGGGGGCACUACCGGCCAUCAUCGCAUAAGCUCAUAUACUUUCGGCGGUCUAAAAAUGAUCGUCUCAUAUGAAGUAGAUGCCUGCACUCCGACUUCUACUCCGAGCGCAACACGUACUGCCGCUGUCGACUCGCACCGUCCUUCCAAACCUUCGGCUCCUGGGUCCAGCCGGGCAGGCGCUUCGAAAAGCAACAAAGCACUAAACAUUGUCCGCGCUGGCUACGAAGUGCCGCAGGACUCUUUGAUAGAACUGAAGUCGAGCGCGAAGAUCACAUGGACGGAUACUUAUCCCCAGCUAUACUUCGGCCAAAUCCCGUAUCUCUACCGAGGGAUCCAUGACCUCGGGAAGGUCCGACAAAUAGUGAAACGCGAGCGAACGGAGGAAGCACUGUUGCGCAUCGAUGGUGCAUUACAGGCGAACAUCCGCAAAUUGCGGGACGCCCUUCGAAUUAUCCAAACCCUUGUUGUCGAGCAUGGCCGUCAUGGACGCCUCACCGUACUCUACGAACAGAAGCAUGAUCGGCGUCUCGAAGUCUACAGAAGGACGUCGCAGGCCAGCUGUCUACCACCGGAAAUCUUGAGGCGAUUCGAGACACCCGAAGCCUGAGGGCGAUGUUGUAGCAACCAACAUUGUGGGCUGUAGGUGAU
Rhodofomes roseus is the source of this 1330-nucleotide messenger RNA. RefSeq lists its product as uncharacterized. The record is from RefSeq and is a predicted model, not a curated record. Bases 63 to 1289 code for a protein of 408 amino acids. The transcript has 4 exons. NCBI's taxonomy places the organism in Eukaryota, Fungi, Basidiomycota, Agaricomycetes, Polyporales, Fomitopsidaceae.